Molecule: messenger RNA, 2964 nt
Organism: Xylaria bambusicola
Lineage: Eukaryota; Fungi; Ascomycota; Sordariomycetes; Xylariales; Xylariaceae
Exons: 3
Coding region: 1-2964 (987 amino acids)
Source: RefSeq, a predicted model, not a curated record
AUGGCCUCGCCAGCCGUCGCGCAACCCAACAGGGUAUCUACGCCGACGCCUAUUUAUCCAACUCCCGACGCCGACGCCUCGCAAUCCAUCAAUGCUGCCGUCAAGCGCAAGCGCGAAUCAAGCGACGAUGACGACGGGAAGCAGCUAAAUGUCCCUGACACGUCUGCUAUUGAUGCCAACUCGGAUUCUGCCGAGCGCAACAAGACUUCUCCCGAGAUGAUCCAGAAUUACUAUCUACUUCUUGAGAGAUUUGACACAACGCCUUCCAUCUUGAAGCGCCCCAUGCCCGAACCCGAUCCUACUGGUGAACCCGAAGCCAAACGCCAGAAGUCGGUAGAAAACAGGCUGCCUUAUUCGAUUGCCGACAAGGUUGCACAUGGCGAAUAUGCCAAUGUUGAAGCCUUUAUCGUCGAUAUAAAAUCUUCCAUUACUGAUCAGCUUACUGAACUGCGACUCGCUAAGGACGGCGACGGUUUUUCAACCCUUGAAUCCGCCAUUGCGCCCGUUCUGGCGUUCCAAAAGAAUGCUUUUGGGUUGUUCAAGCGUGAAUUAUCAUAUCCUAGGCCAUCUAAGGAUCUCGAGGUCCUGGCAGCCCUGGAUCCUGCAAAUGAUAUGCAGGCAAAUGUCAACAGCAAUAUCAUGCUCACCGUUUUUGGUGAAGCCCCCAGACCACGGCAGCUAUAUUCAAGUCUUCGACAGCCCAUCGAUAGCACUGCCGGAGCUGAUGCUAGCUCUCACCCGCUUCGGGAGAUUGAUCUACCUAAUGGUAUCAGGCUAACUAAAGUUCUUCCUUAUUCAUUCCAUCCUCCUGUAGAUAAGGACAAGAAGUCGAAGACCUUGGGCGAAUUGUUUCCAGCACCCCGUAAUCUCCCCUCGUUGCCUCCGCCCAAGGCUCCAAAAAGCACCACUAAAGGCGUGCAAGUGGGCUGGCACAGACCUGAAUUGACCGAGAAGUCCAAGUAUCGAGCCGGAUCAUAUUUCAGUCAGCCUCUAUCGACAGGGAGCUGGUUGAACUACAGUAAUGCCUCACCCACAUCCCAGACAAUGACAAAACAGCGCGAACGUGCUCUCAGCCUUGCAGGCAACAAGCCUUCUUCUUUGGAAUUGGAGACAUCGGAGCUAGAAUCUCUUUUCCGAGGUGCUUUUUCCAGCUUCGCACCGUCAAAAGACGACUCAGCAGCCAUGGUCUCCUCAGGUUUGAUUAGCCACACUCUGUGGUGGCAAAAAGUUGGACAGCGCAGUUUCGAUCGCUUGAUCGAUGUAGAACACGCUGAUGACAGUACAGAUGAGAGCGAUCAGAUGAAGGUGGACCCCAAGGAUGAGAUUGACGAGGAAACAAUUCAGCGAGCAAUUGACAGUUGGGACGACAGUGUUAUAGAUCCUAGUCUUGAAGAGGCUUGCUGUCCUCAGAAACCGGAUGAGAAAAAGGAUACCGACGAUGUUCUUCAGGAUGUAUCGGAUAUGAUUCAGACCCUCCUAUCGUAUCAGAAGAAUCGCAAUUUGACACUACCCACAGCAACCAGUCAAAGUCGAUACGCCAAUGAUCCCGCACACAGCGACAUGUUAACAAAUGGGACGCAGGUGCUACCAGGAAAGGAGGAGACGGCUACUUACGAGGCUCUCAAGGCCCAGCUUUCAUUAAUUAUCCAGAUGCUGCCGCCUUACGCCGUUGCCCGUCUCAACUCAGACAAACUAGAGGAGCUGAACAUCUCGACGAAGAUUGAAAUUCGCAGUGACGAGUAUCAAGGCACCAUGGAAGAAGACGAAGCGGCUGCUCGUGCUAGAGCAGCACAAACUGCCGCUGCCACCACAAAUACUAGGCCAGUUUCGCAUCGUUCGUCUAGUUCUUCUAGCAGUAUGCAGUAUAGUCAACAAUAUCACCAACCUUCGAAUCGGGCUCCAGCAGCGACCCCACAAUACUAUCCUAAUCAAACCCCGAUCCGACCUCCACAACCUGCCAUGCAGCGUGGAUCGCAAACCAUGCCACCAAAUUACCAGCAAAGGCCUACCCCGAACACGGGUUAUCGUCCACCGAACGCAUAUCAGAACACAGGCUAUACUCAACAAUACGUCAAACCUACAUCUGGGUACUCUCAGCCUUCAUAUACGUCAACACCCACACCAAAUCGCAUGUAUUCGACGCCAAAUACGAAAUACGUUCCUGGCUACAAUAACCUGGGUCAUUUGGGCAAUACUCCGUCUCAACAAACUCGUUUCCAGGCAUAUAAUCCUCACCCACCUAACACUCAACCUACUCACUAUACUCAUCAGUCUUAUCAGCCGCAUCAACAGCCGCAUUCGCCGGCCCCCACACCCUCCCAUGCUCCGUAUGGACAUUAUGCCAACGGCACGAAUCCAAUGCCUCCACGGACGGCGACGGCCUCUCCGCACAUUCACCACCAGCAACCCCACUCCCCACAUGUGCCACCACAGGCACAGGGGUAUCAUCCUGCAGGCACACCUUCACGUCAGCCCUCUUAUAGUGGGCCGCACAUGGCUAGCAACUCACCACGGCCUUAUUACCCUCCUGCCACAACACACGUUCCACCGCCGAUGCAGAACCACCAGAUGGGGAACCAACAUCACGCAAGCCAGCCACAUCAGACCUCAGGGACAUCCUUCCAAACGUCUUUGAGCUCACACCAAGUUCAACAAGCCAUGGAUCAGGCUAAGGCUCGGUUUAAUGCUCAACAAAGCGUCCACAAGCCCAAUGAGAACCACGGCAAUCCAAUACUUGGUCAAGGACAAACGGGAUCUUCCAGUCAAGGUCACCCAGGCCCUCCCGUUGGACUUGGUGGUAUCGGUCUGGGAGCCAACAAACCCGUCAAUGUGGGCUAUUCCCAGCCAAGUCCAAGUCCUCAGCCCAUGACGAGUAUGCCGGCAAUGAAUGGUAGCCCCGCCAUGCCGUACGUUACGCCGGCAGCGAACGGUGCCAUAAUUGCACCUGCUGGCAAAGGAGCCUAG